GAAUAUACUAAGGACACAGGUAUUAAGGAUACUAAGGACAUAGGUAUUAAGGAUACUAAGGACACAGGUAUUAAGGAUACUAAGGACAUAGGUAUUAAGGAUACUAAGGACACAGGUAUUAAGGAUACUAAGGACAUAGGUAUUAAGGAUACUAAGGACACAGGUAUUAAGGAUACUAAGGACACAGGUAUUAAGGAUACUAAGGACACAGGUAUUAAGGAUACUAAGGACACAUGUAUUAAGGAUACUAAGGACACAGGUAUUAAGGAUACUAAGGACACAGGUAUUAAGGAUACUAAGGACACAAGUAUUAAGGAUACUAAGGACACAUGUAUUAAGGAUACUAAGGACACAGGUAUUAAGGAUACUAAGGACACAGGUAUUAAGGAUACUAAGGACAUAGGUAUUAAGGAUACUAAGGACACAGGUAUUAAGGAUACUAAGGACACAGGUAUUAAGGAUACUAAGGACACAGGUAUUAAGGAUACUAAGGACACAGGUAUUAAGGAUACUAAGGACACAGGUAUUAAGGAUACUAAGGACACAGGUAUUAAGGAUACUAAGGACACAUGUAUUAAGGAUACUAAGGACACAAGUAUUAAGGAUACUAAGGACACAUGUAUUAAGGAUACUAAGGACACAGGUAUUAAGGAUACUAAGGACACAGAGACUAAGGACACAUGUAUUAAGGAUACUAAGGACACAAGUAUUAAGGAUACUAAGGACACAUGUAUUAAGGAUACUAAGGACACAUGUAUUAAGGAUACUAAGGACACAAGUAUUAAGGAUACUAAGGACACAUGUAUUAAGGAUACUAAGGACACAUGUAUUAAGGAUACUAAGGACACAAGUAUUAAGGAUACUAAGGACACAUGUAUUAAGGAUACUAAGGACACAUGUAUUAAGGAUACUAAGGACACAUGUAUUAAGGAUACUAAGGACACAAGUAUUAAGGAUACUAAGGACACAGGUAUUAAGGAUACUAAGGACACAAGUAUUAAGGAUACUAAGGACACAUGUAUUAAGGAUACUAAGGACACAGGUAUUACGGAUACUAACGACACAGGUAUUAAGGAUACUAAGGACACAGGUAUUAAGGAUACUAAGGACACAGGUAUUAAGGAUACUAAGGACACAGGUAUUAAGGAUACUAAGGACACAGGUAUUAAGGAUACUAAGGACACAGGUAUUAAGGAUACUAAGGACAUAGGUAUUAAGGAUACUAAGGACACAUGUAUUAUGGAUACUAAGGACAUAGGUAUUAAGGAUACUAAGGACACAGGUAUUAAGGAUACUAAGGACACAGGUAUUAAGGAUACUAAGGACACAGGUAUUAAGGAUACUAAGGACACAGGUAUUAAGGAUACUAAGGACACAGUAUUAAGGAUACUAAGGACACAUGUAUUAAGGAUACUAAGGACACAGGUAUUACGGAUACUAACGACACAGGAGACUAAGGACACAUGUAUUAAGGAUACUAAGGACACAAGUAUUAAGGAUACUAAGGACACAUGUAUUAAGGAUACUAAGGACACAUGUAUUAAGGAUACUAAGGACACAAGUAUUAAGGAUACUAAGGACACAUGUAUUAAGGAUACUAAGGACACAUGUAUUAAGGAUACUAAGGACACAAGUAUUAAGGAUACUAAGGACACAUGUAUUAAGGAUACUAAGGACAGAUGUAUUAAGGAUACUAAGGACACAAGUAUUAAGGAUACUAAGGACACAUGUAUUAAGGAUACUAAGGACACAAGUAUUAAGGAUACUAAGGACACAUGUAUUAAGGAUACUAAGGACACAUGUAUUAAGGAUACUAAGGACACAGGUAUUAAGGAUACUAAGGACACAUGUAUUAAGGAUACUAAGGACACAGGUAUUAAGGAUACUAAGGACACAAGUAUUAAGGAUACUAAGGACACAUGUAUUAAGGAUACUAAGGACACAUGUAUUAUGGAUACUAAGGACACAUGUAUUAAGGAUACUAAGGACACAGGUAUUAAGGAUACUAAGGACACAGGUAUUAAGGAGACUAAGGACACAGGUAUUAAGGAUACUAAGGACACAGGUAUUAAGGAUACUAAGGACACAGGUAUUAAGGAGACUAAGGACACAGGUAUUAAGUAUACUUAA
This is a messenger RNA of Procambarus clarkii (red swamp crayfish), 2130 nucleotides long. NCBI's taxonomy places the organism in Eukaryota, Metazoa, Arthropoda, Malacostraca, Decapoda, Cambaridae. The record is from RefSeq and is a predicted model, not a curated record.